AUGGCCUCUCAAAAGGUCGCCAAAGCCCUGUCAGCUAUUGAGCAGACAGCUCAUCAGCCUACCAAGCUCCAACAGUACAACGACCUGCUCAAUGAGAUCGUAUCCAGCCCAACGUCGGACGAGCUCGCUCAAGACAUCGUUUACUACCUCGACUCAAUCCUUAGCGAGGAUGUCAGCAUCGUGGCCACCAGACCCCUGCUCGAUUCCUUCAUCAAUGUCCUGAAGAAUUUCAACUCCGAGGUCAAGAUCAAAGUCGGCCAGCACGCCGUGUCCCUCCUCCAGUCGCGCGCGACUUCCGCCGAAGAACAAGACUCGCAGAUUCGAGAGAUCCUCGCCGAUGCUUACGAGGCCGAGGAAGAAUACACUGCUGCUGCGCGGGCUUUGCAAGGAAUCAACAUCGAUAGCUCGCAACGCUUGGUCUCGGACGCCGCCAAGGCUCGCCUUUGGAUUCGUAUCGUGCGGUACUACUUGGAGGAGGAUGACACCACCAAUGCCGAGACCUUUCUGAACCGGAUCAAGAACCUCCCCAGCAAGAUUGAAGAUCCCGAGGCAAAGCUGCACUUCCAGCUUUCACAAGCUCGUAUUCUCGAUGCACGUCGCCGUUUCCUGGAGGCUGCGCAGGAAUACUUCAGUGUUAGCUUGGCCUCCGGCGUGGACGAGAAUGACCGAUUGACUGCCUUGUCUGCUGCGAUCCGCUGCGCCGUCCUGGCCCCGGCUGGACCUCAGCGCUCGCGUUUUCUCGCUCGUGUCUACAAGGAUGAUCGGACCCCAACCGUGGAUGAGUUCUCUAUUCUGGAAAAAAUGCACCUCGACCGACUGUUGGACGCCAAUGAAAUCGCCGCCUUUGCCGAGAAGCUUGCACCUCACCAGCUCGCUGUGACCGCGGACGGCCUAACCGUAUGGGAUAAGGCCGUGAUCGAGCACAACCUUGUCGCUGUCAGCAAGCUCUACGAGAACAUCCGGGUCGACGCGCUCGCCGAGAAGCUUGGUCUCAAGGACUCUGGAGAUUUCUCGGCCGGCGAAAGGGCGGAGGGCUAUGCUGCGCGCAUGAUGGGCGAGGGCCGACUGAAGGGUCACCUUGACCAGAUUGAUGGAAUCAUCUAUUUUGACGACGAAUUCAAUACUGGCCCCAACAACACUUCUCUCCGACAAUUCGAUCGUGGUGUGCAGGUGAUUUGCGAUCAGGUCGAGCAGAUUUCGACCGCCAUCACCGAACGGUAUCCGGAUCUUGCUAAGAAUGGAAUGAAGCAGUGA
This is a messenger RNA of Penicillium argentinense, 1254 nucleotides long. Its product is annotated as PCI domain-containing protein. Lineage: Eukaryota; Fungi; Ascomycota; Eurotiomycetes; Eurotiales; Aspergillaceae. Gene Ontology annotation, cellular component: cytosol; COP9 signalosome. Bases 1 to 1254 code for a protein of 417 amino acids. The record is from RefSeq and is a predicted model, not a curated record. The transcript is spliced from 2 exons.